AGUCUUUAUAAAAUCCAUUUUUUUUAGCAAUCCAUACAAUUUUCUGUACUACUAGCGCCAACGUCUCCAAAUCAAUGUCUCACUUAAAUCAAUCGGGUUAUAUCCACAAGUAGUUUUACAAUUUGUCAAGCAAGUUUUUUUGUUAGCCAAAAUAUUUAUAAUUUUUAAGCAAUCCGAGGGUAUUCUUAUUCGAAAAAAUGUGUUUUACUCCGCCAACAUGACAUAAAGAGCAAGAGAAGUGGUCACCAAGCCGUUUGGACAUCGCUAAAGGUCGUUAGAGUAACUGAUAGCUGGGAAAGGGUUAAAAAAUCUUCGAAGAUUAAGCAUACGCUGUCAACAUGGCGUUUUCUAUACGAAAGAUGUUUUCCAAUAUAUCUUAUUUCUCAAAAUCUGGCGACCAAGCUAGUCCAGAUGGGUUUAGUCAAAAUGAUGCUAGAAAUACGAACUAUAUGAAUGAAUCUUCACGCAGCAUGAAUUUCCAAUCUAUUGAGCCCGAUUCUACUUCUAAACUGCAUGCAACCAGUCUCAAGCUGCCAGAAUCAGUCAAAAAGUAUGGUGCCAAAAAAGGUUCUCUAUCAGAUACUGAUCUUCUGAAAAGCGAUGAUUUCGGUGCAAAAAAUUAUAGAACAAAGAAUAGAAAUUUAAAACUGGAUAUAAGGAAAGCCAGCCAGUCUAUGACGGAGUCUUUAUCACAAACGGACAAUCCGUAUAUUGAGAAUACUCCGAAACACAUCUCCUUAGAUUGCAAAAGCGCUGAUUUGUUCAGUCAGAAAUUUAAACAGUUGAAUUUCAGCCGUUCGUUUGAAUUUGAGAUAUCCUCGGAGUCUGAGGAGGAGUUAGAUAUAGAAUCGUUGUCCGAAUGUUCCGAUACGGAUGUCUCUGUGAAGGAAGACGAUAAGACUGAUAUAAAAAUGUGCAGAAAAGUCGAGUCCGUCUGCGAGUACCAGAUAGUACCAUCAGCCACUCCAGAAUCGUUUGGUGACGUUGAAUUAGACCGCAACGAGGAAGAACGGAUCUCCCUACUGCUGAACUACCAGAUGAAGUUCGAAAAAAUUGAAUGUGUUUUGAAAAAACUGCUCUCUGAAUUCCAAUUUCAUAUUGAAGUGUCCAAAAUAUUCAACAGCAAAUCAAUUGUCACUGCGUUACCCGGUACAGACGUUUCUAACAUCCCAAAAAUGUUAGGUCAAGUUACGUACAUGGACAAUGUGAAACGUGACUCUCCAACGGAAUCCUGGAACAUUAUAAUGGAGAAGGAAGAUGUAGCUACUAAAUAUAAAUUCCGGAAGCAACUAUUGUCACUCAGACACUGCCUGGACAACUUCGCAGGGAAUUACUUACAGAAUGAAGAACCAAAGAGAGCAAAGCCAGUUAUUAAACGCAGCAUAACGUUCGAGCUUCAUAAAGGCAAGCGUAUUCACAAGAACUUAAAAAUGACAAACAAAAAACGGCUCAAACAUUUCGAUUUUCCUGAUCACAGAGAUGCAUUACUCAAUCUAUUUAAAGAAACCGAUUUCGAUGAGACUGAUACUCAUUUAGACCGGACCGAUGAUGGGUCUCAUAAGUGUGUGUGCCAAUGUCAUAAUCAGUCACUAAACCAGUCAGAUUCCGGUCUUACAAAAGAAAAUCUGUCAAAUCAAUCAAUAACAUCGUCUAUUGGGAACUUUAGCUUGGAUUCUACUACUCUGUCAGCUUACUCCGAGUCUUUAGAUCAGGUUAUAAGCUACAACAGCUUCGAAGAUUCCAGUCUUUUUAAUUCUCUGCAGCAGAAGCCCGCUGUGGAACGUAUAACGUUCUACGUACAAGCUCAUAGCAUACAAAUUCAUUCAUACGCCGAUGGGAUUGAAACUAAGAACUGUAUUUCAUUCUUCUGUCCCGCUUGCGAUAUAACUGAGAGGGAAGAAGAUGGUCUACUGAAACAUAUUCUCAGUCAGAAACAUUGUGAAAAAAUUCACUUUUUAUACAAAAGUGUGUAUAUUAAAAAAUGUGUUGCAUUAGGAAAAGAGAUUCAGCCAAGUACGGUUCUAAAUCCGAUGACUAUGUACCGAGAUGAUAAUAAGAUAGUUUGCUUUGGGGAUGCUGUGUACGCCUGCUCUUUGUGCUUUGAAAAUAAUAUAGUCGGAGAGUCAAUUCUCAUGGCUCAUUGCGCAGAAGAAAUCCAUGCGGAACGCAAAGAAAAAAUGUAUGAAAUGUUCGAAUGAAUUUACAAGGCAGGACCGGGUAAAACUUUUACUAACUUUAUUUUCAAAUAACAUGUGUAUUUCAGUCUUUUUUUUUCAUUUUCUGUUUCGGACUUGCAUGCUUGCAUGUAAUUUUUUAGCUAAUUUUAAAAACAGCUGUUUGUUGACUGUUAAUUAUUUUUUUUUAAUUCGAAAAACUUUUUUUAAAAUUUGAACUUAAAAAACAAUUGCUCAAUACAAAAAAAUAGAGAGAAAGAAAUGCCAAUAAAUAGCUGUUUUCUUCCCUAAGCAUAGACAAUGACAUUUUUUAAUCUUUCCUUUUUUAUUUUUAAACUUUUUUUCUUUAUUUUUUCUUUUACACAAAAAGAUCUUUACAUAAUAUUUUUAUUACUAAGUAAUUGCUAGUCUUUUUUUGUUUUUACAAAAAUCGAUGGUUAUUUAUUAAUUAUUAGUAAAAAUUAUAAAAAGGUGCUCGAUACAAUAGCACAGAUUGUGUUCAAACUUAUGUCUGUCCAUUGUAACAGUUUUAGCGAAAUAUAAAGCCAUUUGCCUGAAUAGUUGUCGCUUUUUCAAAAUCUAAUUCAUUUACUUGGCUGCAAAAAAAACACUUUAAAAAAUAUAGCUACCUCAAAUCUAUGACCAAUAUGACAAAAAAAAAAAAACACUUUAAAAAUCGAUUUGUGUAAUAUACCUACCUCAAAUCUUCUCUUAAGUAUGGCAAAUACCAUGCUGAAAACCGCACCAAAAUCGGGUCAGCCCAACUUGAGACUUGAUAUAACUGCGCACAAAUACACAUACGUAGUUACACUCGAAAAAAAUGUGGUUUAAGAAUUUCCGAAAUCGGUUCAAAUGUCCAGAGACUGCUCCUCUAAAUCACAUUUUUUAUGUAUUGAAAAGAGCUUUAUUUAUUGUUUUAUUUUUUCUCAUUUUCAAAAUAUCAGGAAUAUUGUUAGGACUUCUUUAUAUAUUUUUUUAAAGAAAAAGCGACAACUAUUGAAGCAUAUUUCAAAAACAGGGUGUUUCUAGAAGACUUUAAACAUUUUUUUUUAAACUUAGCGUAACUUAUUACUUAUAAUACAUAAGUUAAGCACAUUUAUCACUUACGCCUCUAUAAUAAUCGUAAUUUUAAGUAAAAAACUUAGCUAAAAACAUGCGUAGUGUAAUAGACUGAUUUUUAUAUUUUUUUCAUUUUUUUUUCUCAAUUUGCGUUUUUUUUAGAAAAAAAUAUUUGUUGAUUAGAUUUUUUCCGUUUUAAAAUUUUUGUUUUAGUUUGAAAAUGUUUUUUUUAUUGUUUGCUACGGC
Helicoverpa armigera (cotton bollworm) is the source of this 3479-nucleotide messenger RNA. RefSeq lists its product as uncharacterized. NCBI's taxonomy places the organism in Eukaryota, Metazoa, Arthropoda, Insecta, Lepidoptera, Noctuidae. The record is from RefSeq and is a predicted model, not a curated record. The transcript has 2 exons. The coding region runs from base 339 to 2198 and encodes 619 amino acids.